Molecule: messenger RNA, 777 nt
Organism: Parnassius apollo (apollo)
Lineage: Eukaryota; Metazoa; Arthropoda; Insecta; Lepidoptera; Papilionidae
Source: the annotation of a GenBank genome assembly
AUGUAUGUGUAUAACUCCGUUAUUAAAGAAAUGCUACAUCCUGAAAUCGUGAAUGAAGAAAAUAUGAAGACCGUUUUUAAUAGAACAUUUACUUUGGUAUCAGAGUUAAUUAGUGAAAUUUUGAACGAUAAAAUGCCAAAUUUUACAAUAAACUCACCAGAUGAGACAUCUUAUAUUGAUGUCAACAAAAGUAAUAUCAAAAUUGAUAUGAAUGAUGAAACGAGGCUUUUAUUAUCUCAACAUAUAAAACAGCUUCAGGAAUUUCGACAGAACCAACAAAUUGGGUAUCAAUUUUCCACUCAACAGAAACACGAAGAACCACAAUGUAGAAUGCAGCAAUCUAACAACAGAUAUCCGCAAGUUCAAAGCGUAGGAACGUACAACACGAACAACUGGCCUAGGGGUCAUAACCCAGAGGCUGCAAAUGUACAAGUCCCUACACUGCAACAAAUGACACAUAAUCAGAGUCAAGUCAUUGGAGUUUUGGAAGCUGUUCCCCACCCAAAAGGUCAAACCAGGCGCUCGUAUUCCCUUGGAGACUCAGGUAGCUAUAAAAAAUAUAAUAAUCAACGACAACAUCCGUAUCGCAAUCAAAAUCAUGAUAUAAAUAGGGCUCCAGGCACUCAGGGUCAAUAUGAUUUCAACAGCAAUGUGAUGGCGUUACAUCAACAACAACAACAACAACGCCUUCAACAGAAUGCUAUACUGGUGCAACAAAAUAAUAACUGGCAACCAGAAGCCGCUGGCCACAAGCAGUAUAUACCACAUAGUUUUUAA